Messenger RNA from Acipenser ruthenus (sterlet), 8921 nucleotides. RefSeq names its product IgGFc-binding protein-like. The record is from RefSeq and is a predicted model, not a curated record. Gene Ontology annotation, molecular function: protein binding. The transcript has 19 exons. Bases 129 to 8774 code for a protein of 2881 amino acids. Lineage: Eukaryota; Metazoa; Chordata; Actinopteri; Acipenseriformes; Acipenseridae.
CACGUGUUUGUUGAGUUGAAUUGAGUAGUGUAGCGUGAUUUGGCUUGAGCGCUGCGUUUUUGUCCGCUCGCCCUACCUGUAAAUAUAAACCCAGUUCUGCAGCCGAUGUGUUCUCUUUUCUUCCAGCAAUGUGGCGAACACUGUUGCUGAUCUGCGUGUUCUCUGUGCUGAGCGGCGGUUUCUGCUCAGCAAGUCCUGCUGGCAAAGAGUUUGUCAACGUUUUUCUGCAGAACAAUGACCCGAGCUCGGACUCUCGUCUGGAGCUGAUGAUAACCUCCUACUCUGCUUCUACCUUGGUCACGGUGCAAGUCUACCAGUCCUCUUUCAGGAAGGAGUUCACUCUCUUCUCUGGCCAGAGUAGGUCUGUAGAGUUACCGGGGAACGUUGAGAUGAGGGGCAACACCUAUUCCUCAAACGCUUGCAUCGUGCAAGCUGAUCAAGAGGUCUCGGUCUUGGCAGUCAGCUGCAAGUCAAGAGCUUGUGUAACGUCCCUGCUCUACCCAGUCGGGUACUGGGGCAACCGUUACUACGCAAUCACACCUCAAGUACCCCAGCAAGAGACCUACAGGCAGAUCGGUAUCACCAACCACAAGUAUAAAAACGCCAUUGAAAUCUUCCUCACCAGCCAGGUCACUUUUCAAGGCACCCUCUACUCCAAGGGAGAUGUGGUGAAGAUUACCCUAUCAGAGUUUCAAAGCGUGCAGCUGCAGGGUGCCAACAGCUUAUCCGGCACAGAAAUCAGGACUACAGAUUCUGUGGGUGUGAUGUGUGGAUUCACCUGCUCCCCUCAAAACACAGUGAAGUGUCACUACGGGUUCCAACAGCUCAUCCCUGCCCCCAGCUGGGGGCUCAGCUAUGUGGUACCACCCCUGGCUUCUCGAUCAGGUUCGGACUUGGUCUACGUAGUCGCUUUCCAGAACACCAGGAUCAAUAUCCAGUACAACAAAGCCCUACAACUGGACGUGCUGGGCGGCACGGUAGCCCAGUUUCAGGUUGACCCCUCCAGUCCCAUGUACAUCACAGCCUCCCAGGGCGUACAGGUGAUCUACUUCUGCACAGGGAGCGUUCCUGGGGCUCUGCCCGCCGUCGCCCCCUUCAUGAUGGGCAUAGCAGACACCAGCACAUACUGCUUCAAUUACAACUUCACUGCAAUGCCAUCCUUUCAGAAUAGCGCUGUGAUGGUGGCUAAGGGUGCGAACGGGAUCCUGAUUGCGCUCGAUCAGAAACCCCUGCCCCCUGAUGUCCGCUGGAGUCCUGUGAAAGAGUCUGACUACUCCUGGGCAGUUAUGGGCAUUGCAAACCCUGGGGAUCACAACCUCUGGCAACAGGGUGGCAUCUUUGGGCUGUACAUUGUUGGCACUGCCUCAGAAAGUUCCUAUGGAUACCCGGCAGUGUGCACUGAACAAACCAUGAACUGCCCGGAGAACAGUCACUAUGAGUCUUGUGGAUCUGCCUGCCCAGCAACAUGCAGUGACCCUAAAGCCUCAUUCAACUGCAUUUUCCUUUGUGUGGAGUCCUGCCAGUGCAACACUGGGUAUUUGUGGAGCGGCAGUCUGUGUGUUCCUGCCCAGCAAUGCGGCUGCACUUAUCAGGGACAUUACUACCUGCCCAAUGAGACGUUCUGGGCUGACAAGAGCUGCACACAGCAGUGUACCUGUGAUCUCUACACAAGCCGGGUGACAUGUAAACAAUCUUCAUGCAAACUCUCUGAGGAGUGCAGGCUUGUCGAUGAGGUGUGGGGCUGUUAUCCUUCUGUUAAUUCCUUCAAAACCUGUUCAGCUGAGGGAGAUCCUCACUACAUCACCUUUGAUGGAUGCAGGUAUGACUUCCAGGGCACCUGCAUUUACCAGCUGGUGGCGCUGUGCUCCUACAAUACCAAUUUGACUCCUUUUGAGGUGCAUGUGCAGAAUGACAACAGGGAAAGCACAGUGGUGUCUUACUCCAAGAUGGUACGGGUGAAGGUGUAUGGCAUCACCAUUGAGAUCAGCAAAGACAGUAGCGGUAAGGUUCAGGUGGAUGGCAUCUUGAUCAACCUACCUUACUCUUUCAGUAAUGGCAAAGUGAAAAUUUACCGGAUUGGGAUGAAUGCAGUUGUACGAACGGAUUUUGGUCUCAGGCUGACCUUUGACUGGAGCAGCCGUGUCACCGUCACUGUGUCUGCUGCAUACUCUGGCUCCCUCUGUGGCCUUUGUGGGAACUACAAUGGUGAUCCUGCUGAUGACCUGAUUGGAAAGAAUGGCCAGACGGUCCUCAGCCCAGAUGCAUUUGGAGAGAGAUGGAAGACUGGCGACGUUCCUGGCUGUGUUGAUAGAUGUCAGGGUUCCUGUCCAGUGUGCAGUGAUAAAGAGAAAUUGGCUUAUGCAGGGAGUGGCUUCUGUGGAAGGAUCACAGACCCCAGAGGGCCUUUCAGAGACUGCCUUGGUGUUGUGGAUUCAAAGAGGUUCUUCGAGAAUUGUGUCUAUGAUGUCUGUAUCUACAAAGGUCUCCAGUCUAUCCUGUGUCAGUCUAUUGCUAGCUAUGUGGCUACGUGUCAGGAAGUGGGGGCCAACAUCUAUCCCUGGAGAUCCAAGGGCUUCUGUGAUAUGCCCUGCCCUGCCAACAGUAACUAUGAGUUGUGCUCAACUGCCUUCCCCCGUACCUGCAUUGAAUCACCAGUCCCUCUUGAUGCUCCUUGUAUGGAGGGCUGCCGGUGUGCGACUGGUUUUGUCCUCAGCGGGGUGAAUUGUGUCCCCUCUUCAGAGUGUGGCUGCCUCCACAACAACGUGUACUACCAACCUGGGGAGAGCUUUUUCCCUGAAUCUCUGUGCCAGCAGCGGUGCACUUGUGGGUCAAACGGCCAGAUCAGGUGUCUCCCCUUCACUUGUGCCAAAGGUGAAAAAUGCAGUGUAGAAAAUGGAGUGCGCAAGUGUAUCCCUGUGAUGGUUUCCGGCAAGUGCUCUGCCUCCGGGGACCCACACUACCGCUCCUUCGACGGGCGUGCCUUUGACUUCCAGGGCACCUGCACCUACACGCUGGCUGUGAGCUGCCCUAAAAGCGGAGCCAUGGGUAGUGUGGAGCCUUUCUCUGUGCACAUGCAGAAUGAGAAGUGGGGCAGAGGGACGGUGGCUGUUACAAAGCUGGUGGAGCUGGGGAUCUAUGGGAGCAACUUUACCUUGACGCAAGGGCUGAGCGGAAAAGUCAAGGUGGAUGGCAUCAUGUGGAACAUUCCUGCUGUCCUGGACCGGGUUAGUGUGACUCAGCAUGGUCUCAACGUGCUUAUACAGACAGAGGCAGGUGUGGAGGUGGUGUAUGAUCUGCUGUACUCUGUGGUGGUGACGGUGCCUCAAACCUACAUGGGCCAGAUGUGCGGUCUCUGUGGGAACUACAACGGGAACCCGGGGGAUGAUUUCCAGCUUGCGGACGGCAGCCAGACUACAGAUGUCCAGGCGCUGGGCUCUUCCUGGAAGGUGUUUGUGCCAGGCGCUGACUGCAAUGACGGCUGUGGAAACGACUGCCCUCUCUGCGAUCGUUCUGGGAAGUCCCUGUUUGGAGCGGCUGGUUACUGCGGGAUGAUCACUGCGCCCACCGGACCCUUCAGCUCCUGCUUCCCGGUGGUAGACCCCCAGGGUUACUUCAAUGACUGUGUGUAUGACCUGUGUCUAUCUGAUGGUGGGACGAAGCAGGUGUGUCACAGCUUACAGGCUUACACAGCUGCCUGCCAGGUGGCGGGGGUGCAAAUCCAACCCUGGAGGAAUGACUAUUUCUGCCCCAUGGCGUGCCCUGCUAACUCCCAGUACAAACUCUGUGCCAGUACCUGUGCCAUGUCCUGUGCUGGGAUAACUGGGAAAAUGACUUGCAUGCUGACGUGUGCAGAGGGCUGCGAAUGCAAUGCUGGCUACCGGCUUGAUGGGGACAGAUGUGUUGAGGCGAACGGCUGCGGUUGUUUUGAGAAGGGAAGAUAUUACAAGGCUGGUGAGGUCGUUUGGGAACAGAUGUGCAGCAGGAAAUGUAGCUGCUCUCCAUCCACAGGCCUACAAUGCAUGGAGGCAUCCUGUCCAAAGAGUUUGGUCUGCAGAGUCCAGGACGGGAUUAUGGGAUGCUUCAAACCAGAUGAUGGCCCCCUCCCUUGUGACAGAAUCGACUGCCCGCCUAACACCAAGUGCCAGGUCAUAAACCUCCAGCCCACCUGCGUUGCAGACUCGACAUCUUGUUGGGUCUUGGGAGGCCCUCACUACCACACCUUUGACGGGAUGAACUUUGACUUCCAUGGAAACUGCACCUACACCCUUGCCCAAAAAUGUGGAAAUCAAAUAAAUGUCCCCCAGUUCUCUGUCCAAGUGCAGAACGAGCACUUAGGGAGCAGGCUGUUGUCUUCCAUCAAAACUGUCUAUGUAGUGGUUUCUGGAGAUACUAUCACAGUUGUGAGGCAGGAGCUGGGGUUUGUGCGGGUGAAUGGUGUGAGACGAUACCUGCCCUUCUCUCUCCAAUUGGGGAAGAUUAAACUGUACCAGAGCGGUGCACUGCUGGUUGUGGAAAUGGACUUUGGCGUUUCUGUGAUGUACAACUGGAACGGAUACCUGGUGAUCAAACUCGCCAGAUCGUUCACGGAGAGGGUCUGCGGGAUGUGUGGCAACAACAAUGGCGACUCCACUGAUGACUUUGUGACCCCAAGCGGCUCUCGGGUGAAGAAUGAAAUGGAUUUUGGGUGGAGCUGGAAGGUGGACAACGCAGACCGCUUCUGCCAGGCUGACUGCAACGGCCCGUGCCCUGUUUGCUAUCCGCGCAUGGCCCAGCAAUACAAGAUGGACGGCUCUUGUGAGUUGCUGACCCAAAGCAGUGGUCCCUUUGCAGUGUGCCAGGCGUUGAUUGAUCCAAGCAUUUAUCAACAGAAUUGUAUGUACGACCUGUGUGUGAACAAUGGCAACCAGACUCUUCUCUGCCAGGCUUUGGAGGCCUAUGCAGAUGCCUGCCAGAGAGCUGGGAUCAAGCUGCAAGAGUGGAGAGCGAUGGCUGUGUGUCCCAUAUACUGCCCAGACGAUGGUCACUAUGAGUCUUGUGGAUCUGCCUGCCCAGCAACAUGCAGUGUCCCUGAAGCCUCGUCCAGGUGCCUGCUGCCUUGUGUGGAGACCUGCCAGUGCAACGCUGGGUAUUUGAGGAGCGGCAGUCUGUGUGUUCCUGCCCAGCGAUGCGGCUGCACCUAUCAGGGAUAUUACUACCUGCCCAAUGAGAAGUUCUGGGCUGACGAGCGCUGCACACAGCAGUGUACCUGUGAUCUCUACACAAGCCGGGUGACAUGCAAACAAGCUUCAUGCAAACCCUCUGAGGAGUGCAGGCUUGUCGAUGGGGUGUGGGGCUGUUAUCCUUCUGUUAAUUCCUUCAAAACCUGUUCAGCUGAGGGAGAUCCUCACUACAUCACCUUUGAUGGAUGCAGGUAUGACUUCCAGGGCACCUGCAUUUACCAGCUGGUGGCGCUGUGCUCCUACAAUCCCAGUUUGACUCCUUUUGAGGUGCAUGUGCAGAAUGACAACAGGGAAAGCACAGUGGUGUCUUACUCCAAGAUGGUGCGGGUGAAGGUGUAUGGCAUCACCAUUGAGAUCAGCAAAGACAAUAGUGGUAAGGUUCAGGUGGAUGGCAUCUUGAUCAACCUACCUUACUCUUUCAGUAAUGGCAAAGUGAAAGUUUACCGGAUUGGGAUGAAUGCAGUUGUACGAACGGAUUUUGGUCUCAGGCUGACCUUUGACUGGAGCAGCCGUGUCACCGUCACUGUGUCUGCUGCAUACUCUGGCUCCCUCUGUGGCCUUUGUGGGAACUACAAUGGUGAUCCAGCUGAUGACAUGAUUGGAAAGAAUGGCCAGACGGUCCUCAGCCCAGAUGCAUUUGGAGAGAGAUGGAAGACUGGCGACGUUCCUGGCUGUGUUGAUAGAUGUCAGGGUUCCUGUCCAGUGUGCAGUGAUAAAGAGAAAUUGGCUUAUGCAGGGAGUGGCUUCUGUGGAAGGAUCACAGACCCCAGAGGGCCUUUCAGAGACUGCCUUGGUGUUGUGGAUCCAAAGAGGUUCUUUGAGAAUUGUGUCUAUGAUGUCUGUAUCUACAAAGGUCUCCAGUCUAUCCUGUGUCAGUCUAUUGCUAGCUUUGUGGCUACGUGCCAGGAAGUGGGGGCCAACAUCUAUCCCUGGAGAUCCAAGGGCUUCUGUGAUAUGCCCUGCCCUGCCAACAGUAACUAUGAGUUGUGCUCAACUGCCUUCCCCCGUACCUGCAUUGAAUCACCAGUCCCUCUUGAUGCUCCUUGUAUGGAGGGCUGCCGGUGUGCGACUGGUUUUGUCCUCAGCGGGGUGAAUUGUGUCCCCUCUUCAGAGUGUGGCUGCCUCCACAACAAUGUGUACUACCAACCUGGGGAGAGCUUUUUCCCUGAAUCUCUGUGCCAGCAGCGGUGCACUUGUGGGUCAAACGGCCAGAUCAAGUGUCUCCCCUUCACUUGUGCCAAAGGUGAAAAAUGCGGUGUAGAAAAUGGAGUGCGCAAGUGUAUCCCUGUGAUGGUUUCCGGCAAGUGCUCUGCCUCCGGGGACCCACACUACUACUCCUUCGAUGGGCGUGCCUUCGACUUCCAGGGCACCUGCGCCUACACGCUGGCUGUGAGCUGCCCUAAAAGCGGAGCCAUGGGUAGUGUGGAGCCUUUCUCUGUGCGCGUGCAGAAUGAGAAGUGGGGCAGCGGGACAGUGGCUGUUACAAAGCUGGUGGAGCUGGGGAUCUAUGGGAGCAACUUUACCUUGACGCAAGGGCUGAGCGGAAAAGUCAAGGUGGAUGGCAUCAUGUGGAACAUUCCUGCUGUCCUGGACCGGGUUAGUGUGACUCAGCAUGGUCUCAACGUGCUUAUACAGACAGAGGCAGGUGUGGAGGUGGUGUAUGAUCUGCUGUACUGUGUGGUGGUGACGGUGCCUCAAACCUACAUGGGCCAGAUGUGCGGUCUCUGUGGGAACUACAACGGGAACCCGGGGGAUGAUUUCCAGCUUGCGGAUGGCAGCCAGACUACAGAUGUCCAGGCGCUGGGCUCUUCCUGGAAGGUGUUUGUGCCAGGCGCUGACUGCGAUGACGGCUGUGGAAACGACUGCCCUCUCUGCGAUCGUUCUGGGAAGUCCCUGUUUGGAGCGGCUGGUUACUGCGGGAUGAUCACUGCGCCCACCGGACCCUUCAGCUCCUGCUUCCCGGUGGUAGACCCCCAGGGUUACUUCAAUGACUGUGUGUAUGACCUGUGUCUGUCUGAUGGUGGGACGAAGCAGCUGUGUCACAGCUUACAGGCUUACACAGCUGCCUGCCAGGUGGCGGGGGUGCAAAUCCAACCCUGGAGGAAUGACUAUUUCUGCCCCAUGGCGUGCCCUGCUAACUCCCAGUACAAACUCUGUGCCAGUACCUGUGCCAUGUCCUGUGCUGGGAUAACUGGGAAAAUGACUUGCAUGCUGACGUGUGCAGAGGGCUGCGAAUGCAAUGCUGGCUACCGGCUAGAUGGGGACAGAUGUGUUGAAGCGAACAGCUGCGGUUGUUUUGAGAAGGGAAGAUAUUACAAGGCUGGUGAGGUCGUUUGGGAACAGAUGUGCAGCAGGAAAUGUAGCUGCUCUCCAUCCACAGGCCUACAAUGCAUGGAGGCAUCCUGUCCAAAGAGGUUGGUCUGCAGAGUCCAGGACGGGAUUAUGGGAUGCUUCAAACCAGAUGAUGGCCCCCUCCCUUGUGACAGAAUCGACUGCCCGCCUAACACCAAGUGCCAGGUCAUAAACCUCCAGCCCACCUGCGUUGCAGACUCGACAUCUUGUUGGGUCUUGGGAGGCCCUCACUACCACACCUUUGAUGGGAUGAACUUUGACUUCCAUGGAAACUGCACCUACACCCUUGCCCAAAAAUGUGGAAAUCAAAUAAAUGUCCCCCAGUUCUCUGUCCAAGUGCAGAACGAGCACUUAGGGAGCAGGCUGUUGUCUUCCAUCAAAACUGUCUAUGUAGCGGUUUCUGGAGAUACUAUCACAGUUGUGAGGCAGGAGCUGGGGUUUGUGUGGGUGAAUGGUGUGAGACGAUACCUGCCCUUCUCUCUCCAAUUGGGGAAGAUUAAGCUGUACCAGAGCGGAGCAUUGCUGGUUGUGGAAAUGGACUUUGGUCUUUCUGUGAUGUACAACUGGAACGGAUACCUGGUGAUCAAACUCGCCAGAUCGUUCACUGAGAGGGUCUGCGGGAUGUGUGGCAACAACAACGGCGACUCCACUGAUGACUUUGUGACCCCAAGCGGCUCUCGGGUGAAGAAUGAAAUGGAAUUCGGGUGGAGCUGGAAGGUGGACAACGCAGACCGCUUCUGCCAGGCUGACUGCAACGGCCCGUGCCCUGUUUGCUAUCUGCGCGUGGCCCAACAAUACAAGAGGGGCGGCUCUUGUGAGUUGCUGACCCAAAGCAGUGGUCCCUUUGCAGUGUGCCAGGCGCUGAUUGAUCCCAGCAUUUAUCAACAGAAUUGUAUGUACGACCUGUGUGUGAACAAUGGCAACCAGACUCUUCUCUGCCAGGCUUUGGAGGCCUAUGCAGAUGCCUGCCAGAGAGCUGGGAUCAAGCUGCAAGAGUGGAGAGCGAUGGCUGUGUGUCCCAUGAGCUGUCCAGAGAAUAGCAUGUAUGUGUCCUGUGGAUCUGCCUGCCCAGCAACGUUUAGUGACCAAGACGUCUCGUCCAAGUGCCGGCUGCCUUGUGUGGAGACUUGCCAGUGCAACGCUGGGUUUCUUAGAAGUGGUGUUGAAUGUCGUCGUCCCAAAGACGCAAAUGUGUUGUCUUAAAAGCAGAAAAAUCUUGUCAUGAAGUUUAAGAGUGGGAGCUGCAAAAGACAUGCAAGACUGUGUCUUGCUCUUUAAGAAUUAUUCUCAUGUGUAUCUUUUUUAAAGUUUGUAUGAGAAAUAUAAUAUUCUCCUGCAAGAAACUACUAA